ACGUCAGGCGCCGCGGUUGGGCGCAGCCGCCGCCCGUCACGCAGCGGCGCCGCCUCCAGCCCCGCGGUGGCCCGGCCGCGGGGGACGCGCGACACCGGCCGCGGGCGGCCCGGGCGGGCUCGGCGGCGGCGCUCAGUGAGCCCGUGGGACAGCUCACAUCAUGGUCGACUACUACGAAGCGCUGGGUGUGAGCCGCAAUGCCACGGCUGAGGACAUCAAGAAGGCGUACAGGAAGGCUGCACUGAAAUGGCACCCAGAUAAAAACCCAGACAACAAGGAGUAUGCUGAGCAGAGGUUCAAGGAGAUCGCCGAGGCGUACGAAGUGCUGUCGGACAAGCAGAAGCGCGAUGUGUAUGACCGCUAUGGCAAGGAUGGACUCAUGGGAGCAGCAGGACCAGGAGGCUCCAGGGCCAGUGCUGGGGCCCCCGAAUUCACCUUCACGUUCCGCAGCGCUCACGACGUUUUCCGGGAGUUCUUUGGUGGACGAGACCCCUUUGCUGAAUUCUUUGAUGACAUGAUGCCCUUCUCUGAGCUGCGCGGACCUGGCCCCCGGCACCAUGGGGGAGGCCACUUCUUUUCCCCCUUCCCAGGAUCCUCAGAUUUCUUCGCCUCAUCCUUCAGCUCGGGUGCAGAUGCAGGACUGGGCUUCCGCUCUGUUUCCACCUCCACCACGUUUGUUAACGGCAGGCGUAUAACCACCAAGAGGAUUAUUGAGAACGGGCGGGAGCGGGUGGAAGUGGAGGAGGAUGGGGAGCUGAAGUCGAUCCACAUUGAUGGUGUUCCUGAUGACAUGGCGCUGGGGCUGGAGCUGAGCCGGCGGGAGCAGCAAGCCAUCUCCAGGCCACGGCCCCCCUCACCACCAGCACCAGCCCCACAGCAGACCUCGAGCUCCUCACCUGUCUGCCUCUACACGGAUAGCGAGGAUGAGGAUGAGGACUUGCAGCUGGCCAUGGCCUACAGCCUCUCUGAGAUGGAAGCUGCGGGGCACCACCAAGCAGGUGGGCACAGCCCCGGCUCCCUGUCAGCACCGGGGGGCAGCCACAGCAGCCCGUCCUCCACCCGCAGAGCCCGUGGUGCCCGGGGGAGGCUGGAGCAGGAGCCACUGGGGGCCAGCAGUUCUGCUACAGAGGGGCGUGAACCUGCCCCCAAAGUGAAACUGUGGCACUGCCCCCUGCUCUGAGCGUGGGGCAGGGAGAGGAAAGCAGGGGUGGAGUCUCACUGCUUGGAACUCAGCUCCUGCCUCCCCUAGCAAGGGAGGGGGUCUCUUCUACCCUGCCUCCUUGCUCAGGUGAGUGGAUGGCUAGUGGCAUCCCAGUGUUGGAGGCUCCCAGACUUGGAGGUAGUGGCUUGAAGAGGAGCCCCCUUGAUGGGGUCCCGAGGGGCAGCUCCCUGCCCUGGAUCUUGGAAGCGUGAGGGGCCUACAGGCAGGCAUACUCUGACUGUGCCUGCCCCUCUCUCCCUGCCAGCCCUGCAGGUGGGCAGGGUCUCCAACAGGUGCCUCCCUGGCUGCAGCCUGCCCCUGCCCAGGCUGCUGGGAGUGCUGAGUUGAGCUUCCCUCCUUGCAAGGAGGGCUGUGCACAUAGCCUUUGCUUGGUGCCUUGUCUCUUCCCCCUGGAUGCUGUUGUUCCUGCCUGUACUCCCUCCUUCUGUGUCUCUUUGCAGACUCUGCCUGGUCAGUCCCUUCCUGUAUGCCUUGCACCCCCUCCAGGACACUAUCCCUCCUUGCUUCCCACUGCAGCAGUCACCCUCCAUGAUAUUCACAAGUGUUUCUGCCCUCUCCAUUGCCCAUAGUUCUGCCUUGGCUGUCU
Oenanthe melanoleuca is the source of this 1808-nucleotide messenger RNA. RefSeq names its product DnaJ heat shock protein family (Hsp40) member B2 (gene DNAJB2). Gene Ontology annotation, cellular component: cytosol; endoplasmic reticulum membrane. Gene Ontology annotation, molecular function: ATPase activator activity; Hsp70 protein binding. The coding region runs from base 161 to 1180 and encodes 339 amino acids. Lineage: Eukaryota; Metazoa; Chordata; Aves; Passeriformes; Muscicapidae. The transcript is spliced from 9 exons. Gene Ontology annotation, biological process: protein refolding; positive regulation of proteasomal ubiquitin-dependent protein catabolic process. The record is from RefSeq and is a predicted model, not a curated record.